AUGUACUUCAUCGCAGUCCUUGCGGUCCUCGUUUCCUUUGCCGCCGUAGAGGCCGGAGCCCAAAUUAUUGGAUGGCCAAAUUGGAAUGUCACGUUUUACACGGAUAAAGAGUGCAAAGAUGCACACUCAACCGCUCAGAUAAACCAAAAUUUCACAUGCCAGGCUGUCUAUCGAGCACAGGACCAAGUAUGGUCAUACUUCCCAGUAGGACCGAAGACUUUCCGUCAUGGCGGCUCUGCCAACUUUACUGUCUACACAAAAGAGAACUGCCCAAAAGCUAUGGCUUCUACGUUUGGCCAAAUAGCAAAAUUCAACACGUGCAAUACGGGACCAGCUACCUUCAUGAGUUAUGACAUGUACUUUAAUCCAGGGGAGGCCACAGACUAA
This is a messenger RNA of Annulohypoxylon truncatum, 387 nucleotides long. RefSeq lists its product as uncharacterized. NCBI's taxonomy places the organism in Eukaryota, Fungi, Ascomycota, Sordariomycetes, Xylariales, Hypoxylaceae. The record is from RefSeq and is a predicted model, not a curated record. The coding region runs from base 1 to 387 and encodes 128 amino acids. The transcript is spliced from 2 exons.